Molecule: messenger RNA, 345 nt
Organism: Macrosiphum euphorbiae (potato aphid)
Lineage: Eukaryota; Metazoa; Arthropoda; Insecta; Hemiptera; Aphididae
Source: the annotation of a GenBank genome assembly
AUGGGAAGCGUGAACAACGCUGUCCGUUGCGGUUUCAUAUGUCGUCUAUGUUCGAAAAUCGACAAGCGUGUUGUGCACAUCUACGGCGAACUAGGCAGAAAAUACAAUUUGGUUCAAAAGAUCAGAGACUAUUUGCCCAUAAAGAUUAAAUCUUCUGAUGGUUUGCCGCUUACAUUAUGUGUAUCAUGUGUUCAAAGAUUAAAUCGCAGGCACACAUUACAAAUGGCGAUAAAGCACAGUACUGCUCGUAUAGUAUCUCGCACCACAGUAGAAUCUACCACCGGAAGAGACGAGUGUAAUCAACGUCAACAAAUACACCUCAGCUCAGCUGUACAGUCAAUUUGA